AUGAAUAGUGCAUCGAUUAGUUCAAAUAAUACUCGAUUAUUAGAUCUUUUACUUAAAGCCACUCGAACAUCAAAUGAAAAUCUUCGUCCUCAUCAUACAAAUAUCAAGAAAACUAUUCAAGUAUUAGCACAAGUACUUGACAAAGAUAAUCUAUCAGUAUUACAUUAUAUCGCUUAUUAUAAUAAUUUAUACAUAUGUCGUAAAUUAGCUGAUGAAAAUUGUGAUUUUAAUACUGUUGGAAAUAAUGGCGAAACAAUAUUACAUAUAGCAGUUCGAUCUAAAAUAAUCAAUGAAGAUACACAAUCAUUAUUGAUUUAUUUAUUAUCAAAAUUAUUAGUUAAUAUCAAUAAACAUGAUAAUCAAGGUCGAACAGCAUUACAAUCACAUAAAACAAGUUUUCAUAUUUAUUCGAAAAUUGAUUAUCUAAAUGCGAAAACAAGAGAUGGACAUGAUGCAUUUUCAUUUGCACGAACAAAUACUGCUUAUGCUGGUCAAUCGAAAUGUUUCGAAUAUGUACUUAAUGCUAUUCUUAAUCGUCAUACAUUUGUACAUGAUCUAUUAAUUGAUCGAUAUGGUCGUACUUUAUUACAUCUUAGUGUUCUUUCAAGACAAAUAAAUAUACAAAUAGAUUCAUUUUUAUUUGUACAAUUUAUUGAACCAAUGAUAUAUACUCUAGAUUAUAAUGAUGAAACACCACUUCAUCUUGCUGUUCGAUUCAGUUUAUAUGAUAUAUGUGCAUUAUUACUUCAAUCUUCUGAUAAACUUGAUGCCAUUCAAAACCCUUAUAUUUAUCUUGAUAAAAUUGAUGGUGAAUUAAUUCGUUCAAUUGGAUAUAAAAAUAAAAAUGGUCAAUCAUCAUUUCAUACUGCUAUACUUUAUGGACAUAUAUAUAUUAUGAAUUAUUUAUUAGAAUAUACAGAUGCUAAUUUCAGCACACCAUUACAUUGUGUUGCUCAAUGUGUAAAUAUAAAAUGUUCGAAUGGUAUUGACGCAUGUAUUCCUCUACUUGAUAUAUUUUUAAAAUACAUUCAAAAUUUUUUUUCAACUAUUCCAUUUGCUUGGUUUAAAUCAGCAUUUAUGGUAUUAGAUACAGGUUAUGAAGAUCGUUUUUUUGGUCUGGAUAGUGGUAAAUAUAUUAGUCUUUAUCCAGUUAUUUUUGUUAUAUUUCUUCUAUUUGGUAUAGCAAUCACAACUCUUGUGAAUAAUCUUUUAACUGCUUUGGCUGUUGGGGAAAUAGCUAAUUUAUCAGCGAUUGCUCGUAUGCGUAAUGCAACAAGACGAUAUAAAUUAUUACGUGAAUGGGAAAUAUUUCGUUUGCAAUACUUAUGGACACCUGCUACACUUUAUCUUCGUCAUGAAUAUAUAGAAGAUAAAUGGAAUAGACAAUUAUAUAUCUGUUUAAAAUGGAUUUAUCGCCAUACAUUUCUUGAGGCUAAUAAUUGA
Messenger RNA from Adineta steineri, 1443 nucleotides. Lineage: Eukaryota; Metazoa; Rotifera; Eurotatoria; Adinetida; Adinetidae. The record is from the annotation of a GenBank genome assembly.